GAGCCCACCUUGGCGAGCUCUCCCAGCCGCAGCCUCCGAAUCCACGGCCUCCACCCCGCGCCUCUCCAGUUCUCUAUCCCGUCGCUGCGCCCUUGUUGCUGGCCCCGGCCGCUACAUCCGCGUCCGCACAGGCUCCUUGCUGGGCACAAAUAGCUCCACCAUGGGGCUGGCCUGGGGACUCGGUGUCCUGCUCCUGGUGCAUGCCUGCGGCUCCAACCGCAUUCCAGAGUCUGGGGGAGACAACAGUGUGUUUGACAUCUUUGAACUCACCGGAGCUGCCCGCAAGGGCUCUGGGCGCCGACUGGUGAAGGGUCCUGACCCUUCUAGCCCAGCUUUCCGCAUCGAGGAUGCCAACCUGAUCCCCCCUGUGCCUGACAAGAAGUUCCAAGACCUAGUGGAUGCUGUGCGGGCGGAGAAAGGUUUCCUCCUCCUGGCCUCCCUGAGGCAAAUGAAGAAGACCCGAGGUACCCUGCUGGCUGUGGAGCGGAAAGACCACUCUGGCCAGGUCUUCAGCGUGGUCUCCAAUGGCAAAGCGGGCACCCUGGACCUGAGCCUGACCGUGCAGGGCAAGCAGCACGUGGUGUCGGUAGAGGAAGCACUCCUGGCGACUGGCCAGUGGAAGAGCAUCACCCUGUUUGUGCAGGAGGACAGGGCCCAGCUAUACAUCGACUGUGAGAAGAUGGAGAAUGCGGAGCUGGAUGUCCCCAUCCAGAGCAUCUUCACCAGGGACCUGGCCAGCAUUGCCAGACUCCGCAUUGCCAAAGGAGGCGUCAAUGACAAUUUCCAGGGGGUGCUGCAGAAUGUAAGGUUUGUCUUUGGAACCACACCAGAAGACAUCCUCAGGAACCAAGGCUGCUCCAGCUCAGCUACCAGUGUCUUUCUCACCCUUGACAACAACGUGGUGAAUGGGUCCAGCCCUGCCAUCCGCACCGACUACAUCGGCCACAAGACAAAGGACCUGCAAGCCAUUUGUGGCAUCUCAUGUGACGAGCUGUCCAGCAUGGUCCUGGAGCUCAGGGGUCUACGCACCAUUGUGACCACGCUGCAGGACAGUAUCCGCAAAGUGACCGAAGAGAACAAAGAGCUGGCCAAUGAGCUGAGGAGGCCCCCACUCUGCUACCACAAUGGAGUCCAGUACAGGACUGGUGACGAGUGGACGGUGGACAGCUGCACUGAGUGUCGCUGCCAGAACUCAGUUACCAUCUGCAAAAAAGUGUCCUGUCCCAUCAUGCCCUGCUCCAACGCCACAGUUCCCGAUGGAGAAUGCUGCCCACGGUGCUGGCCAGCCAGCGACUCUGCAGACGAUGGCUGGUCCCCGUGGUCUGAGUGGACCUCUUGCUCUGUGACCUGUGGCAAUGGAAUCCAGCAGCGUGGCCGCUCCUGCGACAGCCUCAACAACAGAUGCGAGGGCUCCUCUGUGCAGACGCGGACCUGCCACAUCCAGGAGUGUGACAAGAGAUUUAAACAGGAUGGAGGCUGGAGCCACUGGUCCCCAUGGUCAUCUUGUUCCGUAACAUGUGGAGAUGGUGUGAUCACAAGGAUCCGGCUCUGCAACUCCCCCAGCCCCCAGAUGAAUGGGAAGCCAUGUGAGGGCAAAGCCCGGGAGACCAAAGCCUGCCAGAAAGACGCCUGCCCCAUCAAUGGAGGCUGGGGCCCCUGGUCGCCAUGGGACAUCUGUUCCGUCACCUGUGGAGGAGGGGCACAGAAACGUAGCCGGCUCUGCAACAACCCCACGCCCCAGUUUGGAGGCAAGGACUGCGUUGGUGAUGUAACAGAAACCCAGAUCUGCAACAAGCAGGACUGUCCCAUUGAUGGAUGCCUGUCCAAUCCCUGCUUUGCUGGUGUCCAGUGUACCAGCUACCCUGAUGGCAGCUGGAAGUGUGGUGCUUGUCCCCCAGGCUAUAGUGGAGACGGCGUCAAGUGCAAAGAUGUUGAUGAGUGCAAAGAAGUUCCUGAUGCCUGCUUCAACCACAAUGGAGAGCACAGGUGUGAGAACACAGACCCCGGCUACAACUGCCUGCCCUGCCCACCACGCUUCACUGGCUCGCAGCCCUUCGGCCGGGGCGUGGAACAUGCCACCGCCAACAGACAGGUAUGCAAGCCCCGAAACCCCUGCACGGACGGGACACAUGACUGCAACAAGAACGCCAAGUGCAACUACCUGGGCCACUACAGCGACCCCAUGUACCGCUGCGAGUGCAAGCCUGGCUACGCCGGCAACGGCAUCAUCUGCGGGGAGGACACAGACCUGGACGGCUGGCCCAACGAGGACCUGCUGUGCGUGGCCAAUGCAACUUACCACUGCAGAAAGGAUAAUUGCCCCAACCUUCCCAACUCAGGGCAGGAAGACUACGACAAGGAUGGAAUCGGCGAUGCCUGUGAUGAUGACGAUGACAAUGAUAAGAUUCCAGAUGACAGGGACAACUGUCCAUUCCAUUACAACCCAGCCCAGUACGACUAUGACAGAGAUGACGUGGGAGACCGCUGUGACAACUGCCCCUACAACCACAACCCAGACCAGGCUGACACAGAUAACAAUGGGGAAGGAGACGCCUGCGCAGCUGACAUUGAUGGGGACGGUAUCCUCAAUGAACGGGACAACUGCCAGUAUGUCUACAAUGUGGACCAGAAAGACACUGACAUGGACGGGGUUGGUGAUCAGUGUGACAACUGCCCCCUGGAACACAAUCCAGACCAGCUUGACUCUGACUCGGACCGCAUUGGAGACACCUGUGACAACAAUCAGGAUAUUGAUGAAGACGGCCACCAGAACAACCUGGACAACUGUCCCUACGUGCCCAAUGCCAACCAGGCCGACCACGACAAGGAUGGCAAAGGCGACGCCUGCGACCACGAUGAUGACAACGAUGGCAUUCCUGAUGACCGGGACAACUGCAGGCUGGUGCCCAAUCCUGACCAGAAGGACUCUGAUGGUGAUGGUCGAGGUGAUGCUUGCAAAGAUGAUUUUGACCAGGACAAGGUGCCAGACAUUGAUGACAUCUGUCCCGAAAAUGUUGAUAUCAGUGAGACUGAUUUCCGCCGAUUCCAGAUGAUUCCUCUAGAUCCCAAAGGGACAUCCCAGAAUGACCCUAACUGGGUUGUACGCCAUCAGGGUAAAGAACUCGUCCAGACUGUCAACUGUGACCCCGGACUUGCUGUAGGUUAUGAUGAAUUUAAUGCUGUGGACUUCAGCGGGACCUUCUUCAUCAACACCGAGAGGGAUGACGACUAUGCCGGCUUUGUGUUUGGCUACCAGUCCAGCAGCCGCUUCUAUGUUGUGAUGUGGAAGCAAGUCACUCAAUCCUAUUGGGACACCAACCCCACAAGGGCUCAGGGAUACUCUGGACUUUCUGUGAAGGUUGUGAAUUCCACCACGGGGCCUGGCGAGCACCUGCGGAAUGCCCUGUGGCACACAGGAAACACCCCUGGCCAGGUGCGCACACUGUGGCAUGACCCUCGUCACAUUGGCUGGAAAGAUUUCACUGCCUACAGAUGGCGUCUGAGCCACAGGCCAAAGACAGGUUUCAUCAGAGUGGUGAUGUAUGAAGGGAAGAAAAUCAUGGCUGACUCAGGACCCAUCUAUGACAAAACCUAUGCUGGUGGUAGGCUAGGCUUGUUCGUCUUCUCUCAAGAAAUGGUGUUCUUCUCCGACCUGAAAUAUGAAUGCAGAGAUUCCUAAUCAUCAAACUGUUGAUCAAAAGACUGAUCAUAACCAAUGCUGGUAUUGCACCUUCUGGAACCAUGGGCUUGAGAAAACCCCCAGGAUCGCUCCUCGCUGCCUGCCUUUGCUCUCUGCUUGCAUGAGUGUGGACUCCUAGAACAUGUGACUUGCCUCAAGAAAAUGCAAUUUUCCAAAUCAGACCCUGCAUUCAGCCUCUGACUGAGAAGAAUCUUCCAAGGAGACAAACAAUGACUUUGGUUGGCUUUUGCGAAAGCAAAAGCAUCCACAUGCUUUGGUUGGAAGGUGCCUGUCCCACUCUGCUUUUGUCAGAGCAGAAUGCGACUGUGAGGCCAGCUCUGAGCAGUGGACUCCAAAGUGUUUUCAGGCAUGUGAGAGAAGGAAGGACUCACUAGAAUUAACAAACAAAACCAGCCCUG
Messenger RNA from Budorcas taxicolor (takin), 4098 nucleotides. It is a transcript of the gene THBS1, whose product is annotated as thrombospondin 1. Gene Ontology annotation, molecular function: calcium ion binding; protein binding. NCBI's taxonomy places the organism in Eukaryota, Metazoa, Chordata, Mammalia, Artiodactyla, Bovidae. The record is from RefSeq and is a predicted model, not a curated record. The transcript is spliced from 22 exons. Bases 161 to 3679 code for a protein of 1172 amino acids. Gene Ontology annotation, biological process: cell adhesion; negative regulation of angiogenesis. Gene Ontology annotation, cellular component: extracellular region.